AUGUCGGGUCCAUUGGAGGGCAUCAUUGUCCUCAGUGCCGACGGUCGGCCGGUUGUUCAUUCGCACUUUGCCAACCGUAUCCCUUCCUACCCGCUCCUCCACUCGGACUACUUUGCAACUCUCCUAGCUGGUGUCAAUUCGGCCAACGCUCAAAUCUCUUCCACUUCCUCCUCCGAUGGCUCUUCAACAGUAGCAGGUCCAUCAUCGAACCGUAUCUACUUUACAAAAGAUAUCAAACCCGUCAUCUGGGUUCCUGGUGUUCUGGACGUCAAUCCAUUCGAUCUGCAGAACGAGGAAGAUGAAGACGAGGAUGAGGAUGAGGAGGAUGACGAAGACGAAGACGCUGCAGAUGUAACAGCAAACCUUGGAGAGCUUUCAUUGGCAAGUCAGCUGAGUGCGCGCAUCUCGGCAAGCAACCGUCCAACCGCUCCUGCAGCUGCUAUCGAGGACGUCAAUGUGUGGGAUGAGGAUGGUCGUCGAGCCUCUACUUCUUCCCAGCCGCCUACAAUACCGCAGUCCUCAGCAACAUUGGCCAUCUCAACAAGCCAAGUGGCUGCAGCAGCGGAGACUUGGGGAAAUCAAGUAGUGCAACAAGCAGCCGAAGCGCUGGCAGAACAAGGUGCUGCCCUCGUCCAUGUCGUUUCGGGUCCACUGCGGUUCCUCUGCCCAGUCUCGCGCGAAGUCGACCCUCUUGUCCCCCUCACUUUCCUACGCUCCUUUAUCGCUAUCCUCCAAGAAUACCUCACGCAAUCCACCGACCCAGCACUGCUCACAGAAGACACCCUCCGCGAUAACUUCGACAUCGUCUAUCAGCUCUUCGAAGAAAUCGUUGAUACCGAUGGCAACAUUCUCACUACCGAAGUCAAUAUGCUCAAGAGUCUAGUCCUGCCGCCAAAUUGGGUUGGGAAACUGGUCAAAGCAGUUGGCGCAUCAGGACUUGCCUCUGCCGCACCACCACCUCUGAUCUCGACGAUUCCGUGGAGGAGACCCAACUCAAAGUACACCAACAACGAGCUUUACGUUGAUCUUGUGGAGUCGUUAGAGGGGACUAUCUCGCGCACUGGUCAACCGGUGGCGCUGGAUGUAUGGGCUAGUGUCCAGUGCAAUGCCCGUUUGUCGGGAACACCGGAUCUCUCGCUUACUUUCAACCACUCUAACUUGGUGCAAGAUGAAAGCUUCCAUCCAUGCGUUCGAUACCGUGUCUGGCGCAAAGAGAAAAGGCUGUCGUUCGUUCCGCCAGAUGGCAACUUCGAGCUGGUCGCUUUCCGAGUCGGAGAGCCGUUCCUCGCACCCAGCACAGUAGAAGAGAAGAAGGUCGGAAAAGGUCCCACUAAUGGAUGGGAAAAGGCACUACCAGUUCAACUUUCGCACUGUAUCGAAGUGGAAAAAGGCUCCGGAACAGCCCUCAUCCAAAUCCAGGCAUCAGCAACAGUCUCAUCAUCCGGAAUCUCCUCUACCUCUCUCACCAACACUACCACUAGCGGGCUCGGUUCUCGAUCCAAAUCCGGCCCCGACCCUGCAGGAACACUAGAAGACGUAGUAAUCGCCUUUGGACUCGGACCUGGCGUUGCCUCUUUCGAGGUAACUAUCGGUGGUGGAACCGUUGCCACAUCCUCCAUUGCCUCAACUCCACUACACUCCGGAAUCACUCCGUCAGCAGGAGAUGUAUACGGGAACUACAUGUACGACCCAAACACAAAAAUCGUUCGUUGGACCAUUCCUAAGCUUUCACCCGCUCACCAGUCCAGGCCGAGCCUGAUGAAGGUCACUUGGACAACAAGCGAUACGCGAGCGCAACCAAGCCAUUCCUCUGGAAUCACGGUCAGCUGGAGUAAUCCGGCGGAAAGUUAUUCGGGUUUGAAGGUGGAUUCGAUUAAUGUGACUAAUACGAAUACGCACGGGUAUAGGCCGUUCAAGGGUGUAAGAGCGAUUUCUCGCGGGAAGAUCGUGUACCGAGUCUAA
Ustilago hordei is the source of this 1962-nucleotide messenger RNA. RefSeq lists its product as uncharacterized. NCBI's taxonomy places the organism in Eukaryota, Fungi, Basidiomycota, Ustilaginomycetes, Ustilaginales, Ustilaginaceae. The transcript has a single exon. Gene Ontology annotation, cellular component: clathrin adaptor complex; cytoplasmic vesicle. The record is from RefSeq and is a predicted model, not a curated record. Bases 1 to 1962 code for a protein of 653 amino acids. Gene Ontology annotation, biological process: intracellular protein transport; endocytosis.